Anisakis simplex (herring worm) is the source of this 219-nucleotide messenger RNA. Lineage: Eukaryota; Metazoa; Nematoda; Chromadorea; Rhabditida; Anisakidae. The record is from the annotation of a GenBank genome assembly.
AUGCUUUCAGUGGCGUCCAAUCGUUACACACCGUUCUACUACGACGAGGCGCCCUCGAACGAUCCGUUUCGCUCACUUCCACCGUCCUCACCGUUCACUUCCUAUUGGCAACAGCAACAGGAACGCAGGCCUAUUAUUGGUGCAAAUUGCUAUAAACAUAGGUGUGUUUUACGNAUCACAGCUCUUCAUACAGUGAAUUUGAUCGGCGUUCUAGGUUGA